ACUAUAUUGUUGUUUUAUACUUUUAUUUUCUCUCUCUAUAAUUCUAAAUUCCCCACUACUUGAUAUAUAGUUGAGAGCACAACCUGUGGUUGAGAAACAAAAAAACUAUCUCUUUGUUUCUUCCUAAUUACAAGAUUUGUGUUUCAUCAAAGCUAUCUUCUUUUUUCAUACAAAAAAUAUUAACUUUGUUUAGUUAUUAUUGUAAGGAGAUUGAAGAAAGCAAAAGGGUUUUUUUUUUUUUUACUCAAAAGUUUAUUUUUUUUGAAAUGGUUUUCAUGUCUGAGAUUUUGAGCAUAAAAGAAGAAAAAAUUGAAGAAGAAGGAGAGUGGGAAAAGGAGAGAUAAGAAAGAGAAUCAUACCCAACAAGCAGAAGUAGAGAAAGAUUAAUAAUCCAAAUUGAUAUUGUUUUGAUCUGCUUCUGCUGGGGGAUUAAAAAUGUCAGCAACAAUGAUAAGUGACCCAAUGGAUAUAACAACAUCACCAGAAAGUCAAUCAACAAUUAUAGUUUCACAAACUGAAGUUGAAUUUGCAAUAUGUGACUGUUGUGGACUAACAGAAGAAUGCACACCAGCAUACAUAUCAAGAAUCAGAGAAAGGUACAAUGGAAAAUGGGUUUGUGGAUUAUGUUCUGAAGCUGUAAAAGAUGAAAUUGUAAGAUCUAAAAGACUUGUAAGCACAGAAGAAGCAAUGAUAAAACAUAUGAACUUUUGCAAGAAAUUCAACACUUCAGGUCCUCCAACAAAUCCAACAGUGCAUUUGAUAAAAGCUAUGAGACAGAUUCUUAGGAGGAGUUUGGAGAAUCCAACAAGAGUUAGGUCUACACCAAGUAGUCCAACUAAGAUGAUUAGUAGAGAAAUUCAUGGUUCUGGUGCACUUGCUAGGUCUGAAAGCUGUUUUUCUACUUUGUCUGGUUCAUGAAUUGGGAAUAGAAUAUGAUGCAAGACAAAAAAGGGAAUAUACUGUGUAUUUGGUUGGCCAAAAAUGGAAAAGUUGAAAAGAAAUAAAGAGAAAAAAAUCUUAAGUUUCAUGUUAGAGUUUUAAUUGUAGUUAUGCAUUACAAAAAUUUCAAUCUGUUUUGCUAGAACAAGUUUUGAACAUAAUUUGCUCAAACAAUUUUGCUUC
Molecule: messenger RNA, 1122 nt
Organism: Cicer arietinum (chickpea)
Lineage: Eukaryota; Viridiplantae; Streptophyta; Magnoliopsida; Fabales; Fabaceae
Source: RefSeq, a predicted model, not a curated record